Molecule: messenger RNA, 8766 nt
Organism: Vespa velutina
Lineage: Eukaryota; Metazoa; Arthropoda; Insecta; Hymenoptera; Vespidae
Exons: 13
Coding region: 760-2331 (523 amino acids)
Molecular function (GO): protein binding
Source: RefSeq, a predicted model, not a curated record
UUGCUAUUUCAAUCUUAGACACUUUUCUACACUGUUUUGUAAGAUAUCAUUGUUCGGAGAAGAGGAACAAGGGCAGCUGUAAAUCAUAUCAAAGUACAACCUUCGGGAAUCUUAAGCAAGAACGUAUAAAUGCAACGAGCGUGGCAGGUGGCUCCGUACGAAAAUCGUCACUACCACCACCACCAACGGGCACCGUCUCACCACCACUUUCAGCAGCCACCAAUAGUACCACUGUCGUUGCUACCUUUACCACCACCACCAUCAUCACUAUCACUACCACCACCACUGCUAGUACCCCAUCUAGCAGCAGCAGCACCAGCAACAACGAGGAAGGGUGGUUAUGGCAGAAUCUCCAUCCCUCGACUGUGUUCUACCCCUUCUCUAUUUCUCGUCCUUUCCCUCUCUCUUUCUCUCUCUCCUCUCUUUCUCUCUCUCUCUCUCUCUUUACUUCUCGACUCGCCCCUCUACAACAGACGUACGGCAACCCCGGCGUUCAGUGCUGGCGCUUCCUCCGUACAAGUCGUAUUGCGAGUCUGGACCAGCAGUCUUUAUCUUUCUCUCUCGAAUUCGAAAGGAACAUUCGUGAAAUAGAUCAUCAGGAAUAUGCGCAACACCUCGAAAGUAACGAAAGCCCCCGGCGAAGACACGAGAACAACGACGAAGCUAUCAGCCUUCCCCAUUUCCACCUUCUCCUCUUCGUUCUCCUCUUCCCUUCUACGAGAAGGAAAGGCUGUCACAUUGCCGGGACACGAGUGAACCAUGUUCCAGGAAAGCUCGUGGCAUCUCGAGGAUUCCGAUUAUGAGCUAACGGACAGAGUGACUUGCUGUGAACCGGCAUACGCCUACGACCGAAGAUAUCUACAGAAGUAUUGUGAGAUCCUGUCUGCAGGGAUACGCGGUCCAUAUCCGGCCCGCCAUCUUGGCGGCAUGGUCCUUUGGGCCAGUAUACUAUUCCUGCAGGGAGCUGGCCUCGCGGGCUCGAUGACGAGCGGUAUUCCGGGAGUUCCGGAAAAUAUAACGGUGAUGUUCCUAAACCCGACGUCUGUCCGUGUUUCUUGGAGCACCAGCCAGGUCGAGCAAGUUGAAAAGUACGACGUUACGUAUAAACCGACGGACGCCAGUUACAGGGUGGUGGCGGUGGUCGCAGGAAAUAGCGAAGCAGUUACGUUAAGUGGUUUAAGGGCCGACACGCAGUACCAACUAGUAGUCACUGCCGUGAGAGCAGGGAAAAAGUAUAGAAGUCGACCAAUCGUCUUCCGUACGCUCGAACCUCCGCGGUCCUUUCCCCAGCAGGAUGCAGCAGUAACAAAUGGACCACUUCCUCCGUCUCCGCCGUCUUCUCAGCAGCCGCAACCUUACAUACAAAUACGAGGCGUCGAAGUUGGUAUAGUUAUACUGGUGCUGAUAGUCUGGGCCGGUGCUAUAGCUCUCUUCUUUAAUCGUUGGGGUAAAAUUCGCAUGUUGUUGCCGUAUCAACCGGAUUACAAGGAACAAUUGAAAGUUCCUGGUACCGGCGUUUGUACGGCGACCAAUACGGCGUAUCCUCAACAUUCGACUCAGCACACGUGUUCCCAGCAUCAGCACUGGUCGAGUCAUCACGUGGACUCUUUGGACAGUGGCAGUGGUUUAGGUUGGCCAAGACCGACAAGGCCACGUGUCAAUAGUGCCAUCGAUGUCGCUGGCUUCCUUUCACAGGAAUUCCUCCGACGACAUGGGUCCACGUCAAAGUUAUGUCGAAAGGUUCGCAGUGCGGAUAAUUUGCCAUUGGCCUCGGCGAAUCGCCAAACUCAUCAACGAAGAAGUUCAAGAAGCGAGGGAAACGAAGGAGAUCGAGAAUCUUUUUUGAAACCUAGUCAAGAAGAUCAAGAAAGAUAUGAAACUACGAGCCCAAAAAGACAAGGCAGUCCUGAAAGUGGUUCCAAAGAUCUCACUGAGACAUCUUUGCUGGACUCGAAUUAUCAGCAACCAUCGUCAAGGGACUCGCCGGUACCACCUACGACGACGACAUCAUUGGUAGCGAAACGAUUCAGUGGUUGGCGCGUACCAGGAAGUCAUGAAUACGUCAAAUGUCCUAUUCAACAGCCAGUCUCGAUGGACGAACGAUGUUAUCGACGAUCAUGCGAGCCAGAGAGCGGUCUUUUGUCGAGGCAUCAUCAUCAUCGGCAUCACCAUCAUCAUCGUCUCGAUGGCGAACACUAUUCGAAGAGUUACGAUUAUGCCAGACGUACUCCAGAAUCUAGCAUAGAUGUGAAACACUUUGGACUGCCGAUUUUGAGCGUGAGCGAACCCAGCCCACCGGAUGAGGAUGGUCGAGUCGAUGAUUAUUUGUAGGACUUGCUUGCCGAGGAUUUCCUCAAGGAACUCCUCGUAUGAUACCACCAUCUCUUUCUCUCUCUCUCUUUCUCUCUCUCUCUCUCUGUCUCUCUCUCUCUCUCUCUCUCUCUCUCUCUCUCUCUCUCUCUCUCUCUCUCUCUCUCUCUCUCUCUUUCUCUGUCUCUCUCUCUCUUUCUAUAUACCUUAAAUGAGCAACAUGUUAUUACAUGAGUAGCCACAAAUAUAAUAUCGUUUGAAAUGAUACACGGCUAUAAGUAAAUAUGUACCGAUGUGAAUAUAAUUUCACAUGGUAUAAUGAAAAAAAUGAGAGGUUAUAAAAUUAGAAAAAAAAAAAUAUCGCAACUAAUUCGAUUAUAUUGCAUGAAAUAAAAAACUUUAGGGAUGGAAAUAUUUAUAACAAUUAUUUCGAAAUAAUCUACGAUCUAAAUGAGAAUAUCAAAUAACAAGGUUGCUCCUCGUCUCUAUAUUAUAUGUAUAUUUCUCUUGAUUUCUUCAUUACUUGAAACACGAUCGUGUUUUUCAAGAUCAAGUUUAUCGUUCUCCCUUCGAAGAUAAAAAAAGAAUCGAUUUUUCUCAAAAAAUGAUAAAUAAGUGUACGAUCGAUUCAUCUUGAUUAGUAUUUCAAGAAUCUUAGGUCGAUCUAUUUGAUGAACCGUUCGUGUAUGUUUGAGGUACUAUAAAUAAUUAGGACAAAUAUUUAAGACAAACUUGGCACCGUGUUUUCGUCAUCGUGGAACAAACAUGAAAGAAUACUUAUACAUAUAUAUAUAUGACAUCAUUUUAAUAUAUAUAUAUGUAUUAUUACAUACAAAUUAAUAUAUAAUUAUAAAACUUCAAAAAAAAAGCCAAAAUAGUACUUCUCAUAAUUCAUUCGAAUUCAAUUAAAAAAUAAUUUUGUCCACGAGGACAAAACAUCAUAGCUGUUUUUUGAUUAAAAAAAAAAAAAGUAGAAUCGCACGACAACGACGACGAACGAAACGUUUAUGAGCGUCCAAUCGCAUCACUUUCGUUCGAAGAUAAAAAAAUGGAUUUUAUUCUUCAGAAAUAAAGGAAAAAAAAAAAAAAAAAGGAAAAAUGAGGGAAGAGAGACUCAUUUUCGCGAGAUGAUAAUUAAGGGACCAUGAUCGGUCGAAUCGAAAUGUACACAUAUUAACUUAUAGACGUAUUAUACUACUAUUAAAGUAGAUAUCACUUUGAGAUAUGAUAUCGAGGUAAAGAAGAACAAAGAAACAUAAGACAUAUAAAAGAGAAAUAUAAAGGAAUGUUAAUAUGUAAGGAAACAUACAUAAUACGUAUAUACAUAUGUACAAGAUGAUGAAUCGUGAAACGUGAAUAUCUUAACUUAUUUUAUUAUUAAUUUAAUAUAUUUUUGCAUCUGCAUUGAGAAAAAUCAAAAUAUGAGAGAGGGAGAUGAGGAUAUAUAAAACAUUUAUUUUAAUUAACUUCUUCAUAAAUCUUUGAGAAAUUUAUUUAAAUAAUUUCAUAAUUUCUCCCGCUCUUCCUUUCUCAAUAAAAUUUUUUAAUUAUUUUAUUUGAAAACAAAUGAGUCAUGAAAAUUUAUUUAAAUACUUUCCUAUCUCGGCGCUUAAAGCACGUUGUCUCGGUAAUUUAAUAUAACAAAUUAAUUUUCAAGAAUAAAAUCUCGAUCGAUCGAUUAUCGAUCAAAUGCUGACGUGACACGACUCAUCCGUUUGUUUGUAUACAUAUGUAUACGGCAAGUAUCCUUGUAUGUGUGUGUAUAUAUAUAUAUAUAUAUAUAUAUAUAUAUAUAUAUAUAUGCGUACGAUCUUGCAAAAUAACGAGAAGCGUGUGCUAAAAGCUUCGUCGCGACGUGUCCUUGAAUUUCUUGAUUGCAAAUCGAUCGCAACGACUUAUCAGAAUUCGUUAUUACGUUGGAACGAUGCGAGGAUACUAUCGAACGCUACGGUAUGUGUAUGUGUGUGUGUGUGUAUGUAUGUGUAUGCACGCUUGAAUAUGUAUGCGUGGUGUAUAUUUGUGUCCUACGUACGCGCGUACUCAUAUUCGUUUCAUUGCAAUGAAAUAAGCCAACGCAAAAAAAAGAAAAAAGAAAAAAAGAAGAGAUAAUUGAUUUCCUUUUCAGUGAAUAACAAAGAGCUGCCUCGGCACAAUUCACAUAGACAUUUUUUAUAUUAAAAAAUUAUAUCUUAAUAUUUGCAAGAGGACGUUUAUCCUCGACGAAAAAAGGAUCUAAUCGCUUUUCUAUCGUGCCCUUGAAACAUUUCUUAUUCGAUUUAAAAAAAUUACAUUUUUAAUUAAUUUAAUUGUUGACAUAGAUAUAUAUCAAUAAUAUAUAUUUAAUUUACAAUUUGACCUUUUUGUUCAAGAAUCAAGCUGAUAAAAGAAAAGGAUAAAAUUUUGUAGAAACUUUCUGACAAAAAAACGUAUCGUAAUUAUAACUGUCUCUCCAAUUAAGCGAUACGCAAGAACGAUAAAGAAAAAAUGAAAAAAGGCGGGAAAGUAUGUACACGUAUCGAUUUCUUUGUAAAAAAAGAAAAAUAUCCGCAAGUGUGUUUCAUUGUUUAAACGAGUCAAUUACGUCCAUAUCCUUUGCAUAGAACGUAGCAUUAGGGUUAUUGUAGGUAACAUUUCUAAUCGUAGCUCUCUCUCUCUUUCUCUCUCUCUCUCUCUCUCUCUCUCUCUCUCUCUCUCUCUCUCUCUCUCUCUCUCUAUAUAUAUAUAUAUAUAUAUAUAUAUAUAUAUAUAUAUUUGUGUGUGUGUGUGUGUGUGUGUACGUACAUUAGUAAAUUAAAUUAAAUAAGAAAAAUGGUCAUAACUUUCCUAGCUUCUCGAAAGGAUAUCGAAAGUUUCUUCAAAAUUGUUCUCUCAUUUCUAUUUAUUAAAAAAUCAGUGAUUAAAUAUUUCAAUUAGUUAUAAAUUUGAAAUAUAAGUAAAUACGUGGGGACCAAUGAAGAAAAUGAUUGAACGUCCAUUACUAACAUCGAUAUUAACUUGUAAUAAAAAGUGAAACAUAAAAAAAACAAAACACGAAAGAAUAGGUCCCCUUUUUAUGGAUCCUUUUCAACGAAGCCCGCGAAAUAAAAAACGAAUUUUAAUGUUAAUUAUCCUAAAUCAUUCUUUCUAAUAAUAUUAACCGAAAGAGAAAACAGAAUUAAACUCUGUUUAAGAACGAUUGGCAAACAUUUCGUUGUUUCGAGAGAAUUCGAUCGAUUUCGAAUAAUAAUAAUAAUAAUAAUAAUAAUAAUAAUAAUAGUAAUAAUAAUAAUAAUAAUAAUGAUAAUAAUAAUAAUAUCACGAGCUUUUCGCUUGAUCCUAAUUGUUACACGUACGCACGUAUUUGUGUAAAUAUCAUCUCGAUGUAAGAAACAUUAUUUUUAUAAACGAUUUAACUAGAGGGAGUUUCAAUCGAGCAGGCAAAUUUAUUAAACAAGGACAGUGAUUCUCAACGCGUUAUUUAUUCUGGCAUUUCGUUGCUCUAGUAACUAGUUGAUAUAUAUCGAGUAUCAUAUUCUCUUUCAUGUGUAUUGUAUUACCCAUGUCUCCGAUACGAUAUUGUAUAACAUUUAUAAAGAUAAAUCGAUAGUGUAACCUUAACUCGAACCAUCUAGAAUUCUCGUACACGUUAUUCUCGUUAUUUCGCUCAUUGAUCAAUUAUAAUGUGUAGAUAGAUUUAAGACGAUUCGAACGUUCCUUCGGACCAUCGAUGUAACUCAUUGUCAACGACCAAAUUAGAAUAUUUUCUUCUAUUUUUCUUUCUCUCUAUUUCUCUCCUUCAAUGACACAGUUACCUCAUACAACUUCCUUUACUACAUGUACAGGGUAAUUCGCUAAUGUUUACGAAAAAUUUCAAUUGUGUCGUGAAAAGAUAUUCUUCUUAAUUUUACUUUUAUCGAAUUGUACGAACAAAGUUGAGAAUCAUCGGUAACUUUUCAUUCAUUCGGUUUCAUUGAUGAAAAAAUCUCGAUUGAAAAUAAUAUAUGUGUACUUCGUACGAUCUUCAAUAAUCGAUAUCCAAUGAUCAUAUUCCCAGCUGAUAGGUUAUGUUGAGACUUAUUGUCUGCUCCAUUCAUAUAAUUUCAUUCAUAAAAAUUCCUUAAAAAUCUCAAUUUAAAAUAAUAUGUUUAUUUUUGUACGAUCUUCGAUAAUCGAUAUCGAUCGAUGAUAGGUUAUGUUCGCCUCAUGGAUGCAUAUAUAGAAUCUUUGAUGUAGUAUAAAGUAUAUAAGUUGAAAACAUAUUUCUACAUAACUUUUGACGAAUUACCCUGUACGUAUACAUAAACACAUGCAUACAUAUAUCAUACAUACAUACAUAUAUAUAUAUAUAUAUAUAUAUAUAUAUAUAUAUAUAUAUAUAUGUAUGUAUGUAUGAUGUAUGAUAUGUGCAAGCUAUUAACAAAAUGUAUGUACACAGCCAGAACCAGCGGUGCAUAACCGCCUUAGAUGUAAUUUAAAAACGCGCUUAGCUGCAAAUAGUUUACGAGUAAAUUUAAACGUAAAUCGUAUAAUUGUAUGCACGUAUGUGUGUGUAUGAAUGACUGUGUGAUAAGCGAUUAAGCAACGACAUCGAGAAAGGGGUUAUCGUUUUCAAAAGUAUUAUUUAUAAUAUAUCUUAAAUAACAAAUUUUUAAUUAUUUCUUACACUUAUUUAAAAAUUCGUUGAUUUUGAGUAAGUAAAGAUAAACGAAUAUCAACGUUAUUAUUUAAAAAUCAAAGUUACUAAACUAUCAAAAAUCAAAGAUGUUAUUAUUAUUGGAUAUUAUCUUAUUUAUCGUUAUUAUUUCAUUAUCCUUUAAAACAUACGGACGAAAUGUGAAAUGUGCAUGUAAUAUUUCGAAAAAGAUUUUUGUGCAACGAAAUUAGUCAUUUAGGAAAUUGAAAAGUUGCUUCAUUGAAGAUAUUGGCAUUUACAUUGUCUUACCUAAAGUUUAUUAUAAAUAAGCAGUAUGAAAAAUAUUCGUUUCGAUGCAAUAUAUAUUUACCGACCAUGGAUUAAGAUCAUUAAAGAAAGAAAAAGUAACAAAAGAAAGGUAAUAGAAAACAGAAUUAUAGCUUUAAGCAAUGAGACCAAAAUAAGUAAUGAUGAAUCCUUAUUCUCUUAUAUGGAAAGGCAAUCUUAAGACAGUCGAUUUAAGAGCGAUUUUACAAAAAAAAAAAAGAAAAAGAAAAGAAAUAAUAAUAAUAACAACUAAUUUUAUAAUAUUAUUUUUGUCUCCUGUAUAUAAAUAAGUAAGUGUCACUAACUCAGAAUUAUUAUAAUAAUACUGAUCUAUAAAAUAUAUUGAUGCUAUAUCAUCCAGUCAAUUUAAUCGAUCGUUGAUUAUUACUUAUUAAGUUGCUUAUUACAUAUAAGUUUUUAGAUUGUGUUAUCUCAACAGAUGAAAUUUAAUUGACAUUAUUGGUAAGUAUGAUUAUUAUAUAAAUUUCAUUGAAUCGACCUUAACUUUAAUAGUGUACACUCUAAAAAUUAAUGUCAUUGUUAUUUCAUUAAGCAUAAUUCCUAAAAAAUUAAAAUUAUCCAAAGUAAUUAAACGUUGGUUUGCUUUUUCUUAUAUUUUUCAUAUAUUUUUUUUUGUUUCGAACAUUAGGUAUACAGUUAUUAGCAGAUUAUUGAUGCUUUUUACAACAGAGAUUAUUGUGAGAAAUUACAUUAAUUUAUGUAUUAAUUACAUUAAUACAUGAGAUUAAGACUAAUUGAAAUUUUUUUAAGUUAAUUGUUAAGUUUGUACCAGUUCAUGAUUUUGUACAUAUAUUAAAUUAACAUGUUGAGAAAAAACGUCACAUAUAAUAUGUGACAAACAACAUGUAAUUUAUUUUGUCCCAUUUCACACACUGUUCUUUGUAAUGUAUCAUAUAAAUCUGGACAAAGUGUAUCUCCUUUUCAUCAUAUGUAUGUACACUAACACACACGCGCGCGCGCACACAUACACAUAUGUAUACACAUAUAUAUGUAUAUAUAUAUAUGAUUUAUUAUUUAUUUUUUUAUUAGCAUAAUAUUGCAUUAGAACUCUUUUGACUGAGUCUGUUUACAGUCUCUAUAUCUGACCAAAGACAUACACAUAUGCAAAUUCACACAAUACAGAGAUCAAAUAUGUAAAAACGAGUAUUGCUGUUAAUACAGACAAAAAAAAUCAUAUCAUAUAAAUAUCUACAAAAUCACGUACUUCUUAUGUAUACUUAAUUGUACCGAAUUAAAACUAAUUUUAUCAACAAUAUUGCUAUUGAUACAAGUAAAGUAAAUUUUCCUGUUAGAGAUACAUACAUGUAAUAAUUCCUAUUUCUUUAAAUAUAUAAAGAACAAAAUCUAUUUAAGUUACAUUCAUCAUUUAGAGGGAUGAAAACAUUAUUUCAUAAGGUAUAUCAUUAAAUAUUAUUAAGAGUUAAUGAACAUUAAAAUUAACUGUAGUCGAUGUACAGAUAAUCGCAUGCUACAAUAAAGUUUCUUUACUACAUUGA